AAAAAUCUUCCUGCUCCCACAGUUCCAUCCCCCUCCCCCGCCCAGGGUGGGGAAUCUUCCGCAGACUGAAGACAGAGCCAAUGCCAGCUACACCUCUCACUCCAGAGUGAAUGGCAAGGUAUCCAUCCCGGACUCCGACUCCAGAAGUCCAGACUGGAGAGCGUGUGGGCGGCUGGGAGUUCACUGCCAGGCGCUUGAAAAGCGUGAAACCUAGAAACGGGGAAGGGAGAAGGGCGGCGCGGAGCUGGAGCCAGAGAGGAGAGGAGACGGUGCGCACGAUGAUCCGUGGGGGCUCAAAGGGAGCAGAGGAGCCGCCACGACGCUGAGAGGGACGCUCAGAACCUGCGCAGCCCGCAGCCUGCCACUGGCCCCUCCCAGUCCCUGGGGGCUGCUCCCUGGCGCCCUCCUUCCCCCGCCCACCCGCUAAGCCCGGGAUCUGCAAGCAGUCAACCAGGUAGACCAGUGGGGGAAUGCAGACCUGGACACAGUAGUUCCCCAUCACCGAGGCAAAGGAAGUCUUCCUGGAGGAAGUGACGUCCCAGCUGCGCUCUGAACUGGAGUCAGCCAGGUAAAGCAGCAGGAGCAGCAUGGUCACCCAGCCACACCUGGACGACUGUGAGCUGAGCCCCUGACAUGUGGGCUGGCCGCGGCCGGCGGCAGGAGGAAGCUGAAUGAGUGCCCGGGGUCCCCAGGUCGAUGCCGCCCCCAGAGAAGAGCCAGGGGCCUCCGGCCCGGGCGCCCGCGGGCCGCGCUCAGGACCGGCUUCCCGGCCCGGCGUCGCAGGCGCUGUUGUGCGCCUGCGGCCUGUGCUUGCUGCUGGCGGGCGUGAACGUGACGCUGGUGGGCGCCUUCGCCUCCUUCCUCCCCGGACACAACGCGCCCCUCGUCGUGGGGCCGGCGCUGCUCGUGCUGGCGCUCGGCUUCUUCGCGGCCUGCUGUGUGUGUAGCCGCCGCCGCGGCCGCGCGCCCCGUUCGCGCUCGGCGGGGGCUGGGAGUUCCGGACAGGGCGGCGGCGGGCGCGUGGCGCUGGAGAUGGAGAGCAGCGAGCGCACGGCGCAGGACACCACGGCCGUGCAGCUUAGCCCCGCCGCCUCGGACGCGUCGUCCGGCCGCUCCAGCCCGGGCCCCGGCCCCUUCGCCCUGGACGCCCCGGCGCCCGCUGCCGUCUACGCACCACGCGCCGACGACGGGGUCCGGCUCGACCUGCCCCGGGAGCGCGUCGCCCCCUAGUGAACUGGGUUCCCGGCCCUGACUUCCCCUGUCCCGGUUCCCUCCCAUCAGUGCCAUUGAAGAAAAAAUAGGGAGGAGGAGAAAGAAAAGAAAAAGGAAUUUUUUUACGGGUCCGGGGCUGGGCAUAGGUGGCCUCUUCUGUCCCAUCUCUGGAACUUCCAGGGUGCGCGGUGGGGAGGGGAAUGUGAUGACGGUGCCUGGUGCCCGGUACUGACAGCCCUCAAAGGAGGGAGCAAUGCCUUGGCCCUUUGAGGGCGGUCUGCUGGGUUCUAGUUGAUCUCAUUCCCCAGACGUCCCGAACUGGGCUGCUGCACCUUCCCCGCCUCCCACCCGCCACCCAUGGCAUUUGGGCACUGUGAACAGAGCCACUCUGAGGGGGUUAACUCAGCAAGGCCCUGGAGGGGUGAGAGGAAGCUGGGAGACACGACCCGUCUCGGCCUGGGCGGUCUCCUAUGCCCGCCUGCUGUGAAAGGCUGCGAGCUCCCUCCCGCUCCUCCCUGACCUCCUUGUCUCUACCCCAACCUGACCGUUUGGGAUUAAUGCCGGGGAGGAUCUGAUCUGAGCCAGAUCAUCCAUAAGGUAGAGCUGGGUUGAGCACAUUCCCAUCCUUUCUGCUGGUGGCACAGAUGGUAAAGAACCCUGCAAUGCAGGAGACCCAGGUUCCAUCCUCGGGUAGGUAAGAUUCCCUGGAGAAGGGACUGGCUACCCACUCCAGUAUUUUUGCCCGGAGAAUUCCAUGGAAAGAGGAGCCUGAGUGAGCUGAGCUACAAACACAGAGCAGGGGGUGCAGGGGGAGAUAGGGAGGAGUGGUCAGGAGGCUCCUCCCACCCUGGUCUCCACCCGAACCUCACUGUGCAUUCCCCCUAUGCCUCGCUCUGCUCCUUAAUAAAGCACCUUUGGAGUCAAGUUCUGACUGCAAGACUUCUGAUCCUGAACCCUGGAGUCUGCAGUCCUCCCAGCCAGUGCCUGGUGCUUCAUCAUCUCAACACCAGCUCCUCUUGGAGACCUAGAAGAGAGCCCCAGGAGUGUGUGACUGUGAACAAAAGACUGUCUGAGAUUGUGUGUGCCUGUGAACAACUGUGGAAGCAGAGUGUCAGAUUGGGCGGGGGGGCGCUGGAUGAAUAUAUGAG
Messenger RNA from Bubalus bubalis (water buffalo), 2360 nucleotides. It is a transcript of the gene TMEM275, whose product is annotated as transmembrane protein 275. Bases 697 to 1230 code for a protein of 177 amino acids. The transcript is spliced from 3 exons. Lineage: Eukaryota; Metazoa; Chordata; Mammalia; Artiodactyla; Bovidae. The record is from RefSeq and is a predicted model, not a curated record.